Molecule: messenger RNA, 2476 nt
Organism: Bursaphelenchus xylophilus (pine wood nematode)
Lineage: Eukaryota; Metazoa; Nematoda; Chromadorea; Rhabditida; Aphelenchoididae
Source: the annotation of a GenBank genome assembly
AUGAACAUCUCCAAACUGGUCGGAUUCCAUCGAUUUGCACUGCACAGUGCGAAACCGAGAUUUUUCUCGACAGCCGUCGAAGAAACCCAACAGGAAGAAAAUAAAUGGGCCUACAAUCAUGUGGAAGCCAAGAAAGGCCUGUUCAAACCGAAGCAUACGGUCGAGGAACAGAUUGCAUAUAUGAAAAGCAAGGGUAAGAUAACUGGACCUUAUUUUAGACGAAAUUUGAUUAUUUUCUGAUGUUUUUCGAUGAUUUUUGGAAUGGGUGUUGUGAAAAUAGAACUCUCAUUAUCUUUUUCGUAUUUUACAUGUUGUCUUUUUUGAUUUUUAUUUCGAAUUUUGCAUUUUUUUCGCUAUUUUUUGGAAAUUUCUGGGAUUUUUUUUGAUUUUUGGUUUUUUUUGGAUAUCAAUUAAUUUUAAAGAAUUUUAAAUGGUAUUUCUUGACCCUGUAGCACCAGAUAGAGCAAAAAAUAUUUUGAAUUUUUAAAAAUUUCAAAAAUUUUUUUUUUCAUUUUUGCCAUUUUUUCAAUUAAUUUUGUAUUUUUCAGUCUAUGAAAAUUCCUAUCAAGGCCUCCCAGUCCACAAAUGGUAUCGGCGAAAUCUGAAAGGCCAGGCUUACAUCCAACCCCCGCCUCGGAUGUUUUGUAUCGAAAAAACUGGGAAAUUCCGAUUAAAUCAUGCUUGUCCAGUCUGCCGAGACGAGUAUUUGUUCUUUGAUUAUCGUGUAAGUUGAUUUUUCGAUUGUUAAAAAAAUUUUUUUUGUUGUUUUUGACGAUUUUUUACCUAAAAUUACAUAUUUUUUCGAUUUUUGAUGAAGAAAUUUCAGAACCCCGCUUUGAUCGAGCAGUUCCUCGCUCCCGGCACGGAUCAGCCCAUGGAUUUGCUGAAAUCCGGCCUUUGCCGCGAUCAGUACAUCCAACUCAAGGCUCAGCUUUUGAAAGCCAGAGAACAUGGUAAGCAAAAAGAAAUUUGACGUUUGCACGGUGCGGGAACUUGAAUUUAUAGGGUGCACUGUGCAAGAAAAAAGGGUUUGUUUUUGCACUGUGCGAAAGACCAAAAGAGAGGUUUCACUGCACUGUGCAAGAGUUUUCUUACUUUUGUUGGAUUGCACUGUGCGAUAAGAAAGAAUUUUUCUUUUUUGCACUGUGCAAGACUAGCGACAAAAAAGCGAACUUUUGACUGCACUGUGCAAAACGAAAGAUGGAAGGAGGAGUUUUCAUUGCACUGUGCAAGGCUUUUCUUGUUGUUUGCUGGAUUGCACAGUGCGAAAAUAAAAAAGAGAAUUUAUGCACUGUGCAAUCACUCGCUUUUGUUUGUAAUGCACUGUGCGAUGAGAAGGAAUUUUUCUUUCUUUGCACAGUGCAACACGAGCGACAAGAAAGUGAAAGUUUGAUUGCACUGUGCGGAAUUUGAAAAAAAGUUUUUGUUUUGCACGGUGCAAUCAAAAAUAUGUAGUGCACUGUACAGAAACUUUUUGAUUUUUGGAUUGCACUGUGCGAAAAUAAGAAAAAAAGAAUUUUUGCACUGUGCAAAGCUAGCGACAAAAAAGCGAACUUUUGACUGCACUGUGCAAAACGAAAGACGAAAGGAGGAGUUUUCAUUGCACUGUGCAAGACUUUUUUUGCUUUUGUUCGAUUGCACAGUGCGAAAAUAAAAAAAGAUAAUUUUUGACUGUGCAAAGUCUUGUUUUUUUUUGAAAUGCACUGUGCGAUGAGAAAGAAUUUUUCUUUCUUUGCACAGUGAAACACGAACGACAAGAAAGCGAAAGUUUGAUUGCACUGUGCGGAAUUUCGAAAAAGUUUUUGUUUUGCACGGUGCAAUCAAAAAUAUGUAGUGCACUGUGCAGAAACUUUUUGAUUUUUGGACUGCACGGUGCGAUUAUUUUUGAAAGUUUGGAAUUGCACAGUGCGAAAAUAAAAAAAGAAGAAUUUUUGCACUGUGCAAAGCCUUUUUUGAUUGAACUGCACUGUGCGACAAGGAAGAAGUUUGAUUUUGCACAGUGCAACACGAGCAAAACGAAAGCGAACUUUUGAUUGCACUGUGCAACGAAAGAAUUUUUUGGUUGAGUGCACAGUGCGAAAAAAAUUUUAUUUUUGGACCGCACAGUGCGAUGAUUUUUAAAAGUUUGGAAUUGCACAGUGCGAAAAUAAAAAAAAUGGCGUUGAAUUUUGUAGAAAUAAGUGGUGAUUUUGAGAGCGAAUAAUGGUAAUUUAUUCGAAUUUUAGGUACCCUCGAGUUCGGUAUCGAAUUCCGCGCCUUCGAUUACAAACUGUGGUACGAGAAUUGGCAGGAACAACCGGAACUCGCCGCCUUCCACGAGCACGACGAAGAGAUCCCAUUGACCCGAAAAUCCACCAAAAUGGAACACAUCUUCCAGGACGAACAGAUCUUCUUCCCCAUUCACAACCGAGAACGCCACCGCGAUUGGGACGAGUGGUGGAAGCGACACGAUAAAUUCGCUAAAAAGGCCAAGUAG